Messenger RNA from Pieris rapae (cabbage white), 2038 nucleotides. RefSeq lists its product as uncharacterized. The coding region runs from base 314 to 1792 and encodes 492 amino acids. Gene Ontology annotation, molecular function: G protein-coupled receptor activity; peptide binding. Gene Ontology annotation, biological process: G protein-coupled receptor signaling pathway. Lineage: Eukaryota; Metazoa; Arthropoda; Insecta; Lepidoptera; Pieridae. The record is from RefSeq and is a predicted model, not a curated record. The transcript is spliced from 11 exons. Gene Ontology annotation, cellular component: membrane.
CAAGAUCGCUCGCGCCGCGCGCGAAAGCUUACAGCGCGGUCGAUUUGACGGAUUCGUUUUUCAAAUUUUUCUUUUCGGCCAGUAAUAAGUGUUAUGUAAAAAACAAUUAGAGGUUUUAUUCAGUAUUUGAUAAGGACUAAAUAUAAUUGCUUGGAGUUAGCUGUACGAGAUAAGUGUAAAGUGAAAUGAUAUUUAACACUUAAGUGUAUAGUGUGAUGCAAGUGACUAAUGAAAAACACUUGAAGAUGCAGUGGAAAGGUGGAGGGCAUAAGUGGUGUUUGUUUGUGUGAUACGAGCUUUUAAAACCGCAAUCAUGGAUAAGAUGUCGGCAGCAGGGUCAGCGGUGGCGAUGAUAGGAGCCAACCUCCGGUUUGGAUCAGCUGGAGCCACCAACGCCUCUAUAGUCAACAACACCAGAUUGUGCCCACCAGGUGGAGCUGCAAGUGCUGCGGCACUUCUGGCAUUGUCAAGCUUGGGCAUGUCUGCGAAUUUAGCGCUCAUGGCCGUUAUUCUAAGCAAGAAACAGUUAAGAAGAUGGUCUCACGGUCUACUCUUCCACCAAGCUGUUGUGGAUUGCGCACGUGCUGCUAUUUUACUACCACUUGGAAUCGCCGUGUUUAGAUGUCAGCCUGUAUACAAAUGCUCAUUGGUAGAGACCGCUUUUCUUUUAUUGGUGACAGUAUCAACAGUGAAUAUGCUGACAACGGUGCUGAACGACAGUCCUAUAUUUCCUGAAAACGAAGAGGAGCAGGCAGAUCUGUCCGCACCAUUGCUUAUGGAUAGUCCGCAGUGCGUUCUCUUCGGUACAUUUAUGAUAUGGUUCGCAUCAAUCACCAUAAACUUGGGCCCGACAUUUUUAUCCGGGGCUUUAGCUGCCAGUGCUGGCUCCUACGGAUCGUAUGGGCCAUCUCCAUCGUGUCCCUUAGUUAGAGGACCCUUCAGGCAUUACGUAUUAAAUGCUUUAUGGAUUGGAGUCAACGCCGUAUGCGUUGGCCUAACACUUUUCCAUUUAAAGAAAUUACACCGAGAUCUGACAAAGGCUAACGUAGAGGCAGUGCGCGUAGCGGGGUUAGUGACCACACUAGUCAGUAUGGCAGGGGACAAUCGGCGGAUGGAUUCGCUACCAAACAGCGUAGGACCCAGGACUGUUGACGGCACCCUUGCAGACGGCCGUUGCCGGCCAACUGGCAGUGCUAACUUGCCUCUGGGAGGGGGUAGACGGUUAAGGGGCUAUCUCGCAAGAGUAGAAAGAGAGGGAGUAAGGAGAGUAAGAAUGUUCCUGGUCAUCACAGCUGCGUAUGUUCUUUUCUGGGGCCCGCUGUUUAUCAUCACUUUGCUACACCACCCAGCAUUGACUUCACAUGUUGCGUACGAGUUAUAUUUCCAAAUAACACUACACAUUUCGUACGUCCAUGCGGCGGUUAACCCUCUUCUCUUCAUUGCUUUGCACCGAGCUUUGCGGCGGGCCGCGUUGCAGCUCUGCUGUGGUUGUUGUGUCCAUUGGAGCCAAUUUGUCCUCGCCUUAACAGCAGCUGCUCAAUCACCACUGGCUCCCUCAUCUUUCUCACCUGCAGCUGCAUCACCAGAACCGCCGCCAGCUCCCCCGCCCCCUAUGGCUCCACCUGCGCCCCCUGCGCCGCACAACGCGCCACACACGAUGAUGAGUUGGGAAGUUGAGGAGUGUGAUGCUGAGAGUAUGUCGAGUGCACGUGUACAGGGAGACGAGGAUAUGAUGGAGUGGAGCAGUGUGCGGCGACCUCGUUCACCGAGUCCCCUUCUGCCCGCGAUUUGAGCACCCAUCCUUCACGGCGUGUCGCUGGACUGCACUUGUAGUAUGUGCUCUAGUGCUCGGUUAGGUUACACCUGUGUUUUAGAAUAGGUAUCAGACAGUCUCCUGAUGAAUGUAGCUUUUUGAACUAAUAAUAGCAUGCAAUGUAAAGGGAGUGGUUUUUAAAUAAACAAAACCCAUGUGUGUUAGAAAAUCUAAGAACUGUCUUAGUUAUAAGUAACCUUACAUUUGAAAUGUUUUCUAAUUUAA